AGAAAAGAGAGACAGGAGAAGUGGAACUGAGCUGCUUUGUUUUUCUUUAUUUACUCUUACGUGUACAACUGUUGAGUUGUCUGCGUCUUUCUCUUGUUGUAUACACCUCUCUUUGCUUUACUCAUACCACUGUUGAUUAUCUUUAUCUUGUUGUUGUUGGGCGAGAGUGUAAGAAUCGCACGUGACUUUUCGCCCGGUCUUUCCUUCAUCGUGCCGCGUGUGUUCGGCGUCGAUGGGAGACGACGUAGCCAAAGGAGGACAAUACAACGAUCGGAAGGGGAAACACCCGCGCCUCAUCUGUAACCUGGCGCAGCUAACCAGCCGUGCCCAGCGUGUGCGUAGAAGAAUUCAUGUCGUGCAACGCUCUUUCGACGGUGCUUUCGCUGCCGUUCGCUGCCGUUCGCUUGCUGCGCAGCGUCAGGUGUCUGUGAAACACACACGCGCGACGAUGACACAAGGAAUGGGGGAAUGCGCGGCGUGUGGAGGCGGCUGCGCGUGCCUGCCCACCUGCCUGCGAUGCGCUGCCAUGUGUUGUGUAGGGGCGAUGGGCCGUGGCGAAGCAGAACGCAGAAUGCCGAUCCGUCGUAGCUCACCAUCCAUUGGACGUGCUCCUCUUCCUGCCUUUUCAUUCUCUUUUCCAUCUGCGUUGUCUCACUGACACGCGCCGUGACACCCGACAAACGCCGCCGCAAACUUCCCUGCGACGCACACCUCACGCAGAACAAGCUAAGAAGUAACCGCUUUUGCAUUUUCCACGCAUCCCUUUACACCAUUCUUGUUUCUUGUUUCGCCAUUACCUCUCCCGGUCGGCGCACCGACUUUCGCUGCAGGUGCCUCUGCCUCUCAUUUUCGUCUUCUCGCUCCCGCCCCUUUCUCGGCGGCGCCACGGGCUUGAUCGACAGCGCCCACCCCACAGUGACGCUGUCUCUGUCCCCCUCCUUGCUCUCCUCUACUGCCGCUCUCUCAUCGAGGCUUUACGGGCAGAGGCAAAAGACGAGCCGUGCUUCCCACCCCUCCCUCUCCCUCUGUCCACGAUGGAGACGCACGAGAAGGUUGAGAUCGUGAAGCUGGCCAGCGGCCCGCAGAAGCCGGUCAGCGAGUACAAGCGUUUCGCCAUCCUCGUUCUCGGAUCGUUCGGCUGCAUUGUGUGCUCCUUCAGCUAUGCGUGGAACUUGGUGUCGGCGGAUAUGCAAGAGCGCUACCACUUCACUCAGCGUGAUAUGAGCACCAUCGUGACGGUGGGCCUGGUGGUGCAGUACUGCGUGCUACCCUACGCCUUUCUCUUCGAUUAUCUCGGUCCUCUGCCCAUUGUUAUUCUGGCCACCAUCUACUUCCCGCUCGGCACGCUGCUGCUUGCGCUGUGCUUUAUGGGCAAGAUCAACGGCAGCGUCGCCACGUUGAGCGUCUUCAACGCAUUGAUGUCGUGCGGGUGCUCGCUCUUCGAUCUCGGGUGCUGUGUAACGGUGCUGUCCUACUUCCCCACCAACCGUGGCCCGGUGACGGCGCUGCUGAAGACCUUCACCGGACUCGGCUCUGCGCUUGUGGCCUGCCUGUACGCCGGUUACUUCCACUCCGAUCCGGAGAAGCACUUCUUCUUCCUCUUCGCGCUGGCUCUCGUGGUUGGCGUUCUCUGCAUGGUCUUUCUGCGGCUGCCGGAGUACCACCUGACGCAGUACCAGCUGUCGCACCUCCCCAUCGAGGAGCGGCAGCGCCGCGAGAACACCAAGGCGCAGUACCUACGCCAGAAGCCUCCGAUCUGGCGCUUUGUCUACGGCUUUGUGAUUCUGAUCGUCCUGAUCGUAUUCCUUCCCACGCAGAGUGCGCUGGCCAGCUACCGCCACCUCGACUCCUCCGCGAAGAGGGCGUUUGCCAUUGUGACGACGAUUCUGACGCUCCUGUACCUCGUCGUUGCGGCUCCGGUGCCUUUCUGGGACCCCAAGCUGGAGGACCCGGAGGAGGACUCGGAGGACCUGGAUGCGGACGCGAACAUCAGCCUCGCGCUGAAGAUCGACUCGGGCAACAACGCGCGGAAGCAGCACGACACGAAUGAGCCGCACUGCGAGAGGAGCGAGCCGGCGGGCAACGACGACAACAUCCACAAAGGCAACAGCACGGUUACGGCGGAAGCGAUGCUGGAGGAGGACGAUUUGAAGGAGGGGGAGCUGGAGAUCGACUACAUCGCUCCUGCCUAUCCGGGCAGCUUCAUCCACAACCUUCGCACCCUGGAGCUGUGGGCGCUGUGGUGGACCAUGUUCACCGUCGUGGGGUCCGAGUUCGUGAUCAUCUACAACGCCACCAACAUUCUGGCGGCGCUGCAGGGCGAGGACCCUUCCUCUUCGCUCAGCACGCUGCUGACGGUGCUGAACGGUGUGGGCAGUGCGGUGGGUCGUCUGCUGAUGUCGUACUUUGAGGUUCACACGCAGAAGCGCAAGGCGGAGGACCGCAUCCCCAUCACGAUUUCCCUGUUCCUGCCGACGGGUUCGAUCAUCAUUUCCCUCAUCUUAUUUCUUGUGCUGCCGGCUGCUGCGCUGCCGCUGCCGUACGUUGUCGCUGCCCUCGGCAACGGCUUCCUGGCCGGUGUGACCCUCCUGGUGUCACGCACCAUCUUCGCGAAGGACCCUGCGAAGCACUACAACUUCUGCUUCACCGCCACCAUGCUCGCCUCGCUUGUGUUCAAUCGUUUCCUCUACGGUGAGUGGUACACGGUGCAGGCGGAGAAGCAGAACCACGCGAAUCAUCGCUGCUACGGCAAGCACUGCGUGCUGAUGCCGCUGGUCGUACUGAUGGCACUGGCCUGCACUGCUUUUGCGACGGACGCGGUGCUGCACCUGCGGUACCGUUCCUUCUGCCAGCGCACUCUGGCCGAGCGUGCCCGUCUGCACGAGCUCGCCCAUCACAACCACGAAAUGAACGAGGCGAUCAACAGCCUUCAUUCGGACACCACGCCUGCAGACGCUGACGGGGAGCCACGCGGCGAGGCGGUGCAGUCGAAUUCACGUCCCUGA
This is a messenger RNA of Leptomonas pyrrhocoris, 3005 nucleotides long. Its product is annotated as putative protein associated with differentiation 4. The record is from RefSeq and is a predicted model, not a curated record. Gene Ontology annotation, cellular component: membrane. The transcript has a single exon. Lineage: Eukaryota; Euglenozoa; Kinetoplastea; Trypanosomatida; Trypanosomatidae. Bases 1035 to 3005 code for a protein of 656 amino acids.